GGAUCAAUAAUAUCCAAACCAUUUUGUCUAAUUUGGCCUGUAACUUCUCGAAUCUGAAUUUUUCUACUCGAAAAAACCCUAAAAUUCGAAAUUGGAUCCAAAAUUGGGGGUUUUGCAAAUCUUCAUCAAAUCUUGCAAUUGAGGGGUCCUUGGAGUAGUCCAAAGAUACGUGAAAGAACGAAAAAGAAGAAGAAAGAUGUCUGAUGAAUAUUUGCCUCAGGAAUCCAGAUCCCUAACGAAGAAGAGCAUACCAGGUCUUGCAAAGGGAUGUGCAUUUCACCGCCAAGAAGAUGCUCGCCUAUUUGCCCCCGAAAGUCAUCUUAGCUCAUCCCAAGAAGAUUCCCCCUCGGAUUAUGUGGUGAAAUGGAUAGCCGUUUGCAAGACCUGGGUUGAUUUGGUGUGGCCUUACUGAAUGCGCUAUCUUCAAUGGUUCUCGAUUUAGGAAUUUUCUCCGGAGCUCCUCAUCAGAUUAUAAAAAGUCUCCUCUGAUGAAACGGGAGGAAGUUUAUAGGCCCAAACAAGAAGGUGGACUGGGCUUGAAGAAUCUGCAGGUAUGGAAUAAGGCUUGUGUUAUGAAGUUAAUUUGGGAUAUUGCUUCUAAGAAAGACAUUCUGUGGGU
This is a messenger RNA of Cuscuta campestris, 619 nucleotides long. Lineage: Eukaryota; Viridiplantae; Streptophyta; Magnoliopsida; Solanales; Convolvulaceae. The record is from the annotation of a GenBank genome assembly.